AUGGCCAUGGAAUCCAUGGCACAGGAGCCCACACUGAGGCUGCCCCUCUCGGACAAGGAUCUUGACCUAAAGGCAGCAAACAAGAUCCUGGCCAGCGCGCAGACCCGUGAGAAGUUCCUAAAGAUCGUGCAGUAUGCCUCCAAGCUCUUCUCCUACGCGCUGCUCCGCAGCUCUGCCUACAAAGACCUAGGCAAGCACUUCGAGGCUCUUUCCAAGAGCCUCUCAACAGCUCGGCGAUUCUUCAAGUUCUUCAGGUUCAUGAAGCAUUUCGAGGAUGUUGCAGAAGCACGAGAGGAACAGAACCCCACAUUUCGCUCCCUGCUCUUCAUUGACAUCUUUGCAAAUCUUGUGGCAGACAUCUCCGAGGACCUGCAAAGCCUUGUAUGCACAUCAGCACUCAUUUCGUGCGGCGUGUCUCCCGACUUGACACUUCGCGACCUGACUCUCUGUCUCUGA
Messenger RNA from Symbiodinium sp. CCMP2592, 456 nucleotides. The record is from the annotation of a GenBank genome assembly. Lineage: Eukaryota; Dinophyceae; Suessiales; Symbiodiniaceae.